Molecule: messenger RNA, 2557 nt
Organism: Pollicipes pollicipes
Lineage: Eukaryota; Metazoa; Arthropoda; Thecostraca; Pollicipedomorpha; Pollicipedidae
Product: endoplasmic reticulum lectin 1
Exons: 9
Coding region: 350-1729 (459 amino acids)
Biological process (GO): ERAD pathway; retrograde protein transport, ER to cytosol; endoplasmic reticulum unfolded protein response
Cellular component (GO): endoplasmic reticulum lumen
Source: RefSeq, a predicted model, not a curated record
CUCCAAUCAUACGUGAUGUGGCGGCACGCUAUUUGUGCCGGGUUGCUGCUACGUGGUUAUUUGGUUUAGUAUGGAUCAUAGGUAUCAUUUACUUGUAUAAAGGUGUUCAGUAAUUUAUUUUGACUUAUAAUGCGGUAGGACUGAAAGUUCUUGGGUGCGCUCCGCUCCCAAUCAGGCAUUCCGAAGACAUGUUGAACUGAAUCCACACUACAGGCUAUCCAAUCAGAGGAGCGUGCCUUUUCCGCUUUGUUUUGGCACGAAUAGGAGGCAAACCGUGGUGAUACCUGCAGAUGACACAGAGUGAAUUCAACGGCCUCCAGUGUAUAUGAGAUUUGGAGGUUGAUUGAAAAUGAAGACCCUUGCAAUAUAUAUUCAGUGUCUGUUCUUCAUCUUGUGCAUUGGUGCCGAAGAUGGACCUUCAAAAGAGCCAGAUUUGGGCAGUGAAGCUACUCCUAAGCCACAUGAUCAUGCAAAAUUCAGUGGCUUCACUCUGGAUGAUUCAAGCUGGAAAAUUGUUUGGCAUGGGAGCACAGACACAGAACUCCUUAAUGCUCCAAAUAUGGAAUCAAUCCUUAUGCUUACCAAGGACAAUGAGCAGUAUAACUGCCAGCUGGAAAAUUCAAGGAGAUUGACCAAGGAUGAGGAUGUUGCCUAUGAAGGCCCCAACCCAUUGGAGCUGCUGGAGCCACUGUUCAGCAAAAUGGCCUGUUCUUAUAGGUUGGAGUCGUACUGGACAUACGAGGUUUGCCAUGGGGACUUCGUGCGGCAGUACCACGAGACCAAGGAGGGAAAGCAGACCAAGCUGAUCGAGUACUUCCUGGGCCGCUACAGCAAAGACACGCUCAAGUCUCAGAUCGCCGAGCUGGACGCGGCCAUCGCGGCGGGUACGGCCGCUUCCCCGAAGAAGCUGCGGCUGGAGGAGCUGGACCUGCCGUACCUGGAGGUGCCGUACCGGGACGGCACGGUGUGCGACCUGACCGGGCGGCCGCGCGAGACGCUGGUGCGCUACGUGUGCCACGCCGGCGGCCGGCACGAGCUGGUCUCCUUCCAGGAGAGCUCCUCCUGUCAGUACGUGAUCGUGGUGCUGUCGCCGCUGCUCUGCAGCCACCCAGACUACAGGGUGACGGCCGACGUGGAGAACAGCAUCCACUGCAUCGCGCUCUCCAACUCGCCGAAGCGGCCGCGCUCGCUGCUGGAGCUGGAGUCGGAGAGCCUAGGCGCUGCGCCACCACCUGAUGGCGCCGAGCCCGCCGCCGCCGCCGAGUCCAAGGCCUCGCCCGUCUACGACGAGAAGCUGGUCAACGAUUUUCUGGCCGGCAGGCACUGCCUGAACGGGGGCUCCGGCUGGUGGCGGUACGAGUUCUGCUACGGCAAGCGGGUGGACCAGUAUCACGUGAACCGGGACGGCUCGCGCACCACCCUCCACCUGGGCUUCUUCAGCCACGACGUGCACCGCCAGUGGCUACGCGCCAACCCACUGAAGCGGCCCAAGCCGGUGCCGGCGCGCCGCCACGUGUCGCACUUCUACUCGGGCGGCACCAUGUGCGACGAGUCGGGCGCGCCGCGCUCCGUCGAGGUCAAGUUGAAGUGCAAGCUCUCGGACAGCCCGAACGCCGUGUCGCUGUACCUGCUGGAGCCGCGCACGUGCGAGUACAUCCUGGGCGUCGAGUCGCCCAUCAUCUGCGGGCUGAUCGACUCGGCCGACGAGGACGGACUGCUGGACCGGUAGGGGCGCGCCUGCCGGUGGACGCGGUGCGAUGGCGGGUGGGACCGGUGGAGGCCGGUGGACCGGUGGAGGGGUUCGGUUAGCUGCCGGAAGGACGGGUAGAGACCGGUGAAGACCGGGGGACCGGUGGAGGAGGGUUCGGUGAGCUGUCAGGAGGACGGAUAGAGACCGUGGGGCCGCACAGAGUACGGCGGAGCUGACUGGCGGAUGGGUCAUUGGAGAUGUCUCGUGGGCCGGAGCGUGUUCCCUUGUGCCCUGGUAAUGACUCAUGAACCCUGCGGUCCAAGAGCGUGGCCUGGCUACACGGCUGCUGGUUUGGUAGCCCGGGCUGAACGAUGUGGUAGGCGUCCGGUGGAGCGGGCCCAGAACGGCCAGCGGGCCGCCAGCGGACCGACCACUGCCGUGUGUAUAACCGAGCCUUGGGGUGGGGACGGGUGACGGGCCUGGCCGUGGCCAGUAUUGUGUGGCGCAGCGUGCGGUGUAGUGGAGAAUGCCAACGCUUGUGACACCGCUCCCGUUGGUGAGCUGCUGUUAACGAGGGCGGCGUUAUACCACGGUUAGCUGGCACUAGAACCGCUGGGAGCAUUCAUAUCCAGCCUAUCGGCGAUGUGGCCAGCAGUGACCAGUGGCGGAAUCAAACACAUCAGUAGAUAGUCGAGGACGGCGUAUGUUUUAACAGGUUGAAUUAGGUCGUAGACUGAUUUCCCUCUGCUCAUCAAAAGUUGGUCGUGUCUGCCGUAGCAUGUGUGUGAUUAUCCCACAUUGUGAUAUGUUGUUGUUCCGUUACGUGCACACGGAUCACAUCAACACCAAUACAAAGUUUUGAAAGGA